AUGUCCUCGCUCUCUUCCAUCGACCGAAAAGAUGCCAGCGUCGACGCCGCGUCCGUCCCCGCGCUCGACGCGGCGCGUGUGAUGCGCAAGAUCGACCUCCACGUGCUUCCAUACAUCUGCGUCAUGUAUACCCUCGCAUUUCUUGACCGCGUGAACAUCUCUAAUGCCGUGCUCUUUGGACUCAAGGACGACCUCAAACUGGUUGGGAACCAGUACAGCGUCGCCCUCGUCAUCUUCUUCGUCCCCUACAUCCUCUGCGAAGUCCCCUCAAAUAUUUUCAUGAAGCGUCUACGACCACACGUCUGGCUAUCGAUAUGCAUGUUUGGAUUUGGACUCGUUACGAUGCUGCAAGGAUUCGUCUUCAACUGGGGCGGCCUUAUGACUACACGCUGGUUCCUCGGCGUUUUUGAAGCCGGGAUGUUCCCCGGCUGCUUUUACCUCCUCGCGAUGUGGUAUCGGAGAGAGGAGGCGCAGAAGCGCUACACAUUCUUCUUCUGCUCCACGACGCUCGCAGGAGCGUUUGGUGGACUCCUUGCCAGUGCGAUCGGCAAGAUGGAUGGGUUGAGAGGGUAUCGCGGGUGGAGAUGGGUGUUUAUCAUUGAGGGUCUCGUGACUGCUGUUGUCGCAAUCGCAUGGUUUUUCCUCCUCCCCGACUUCCCUGAAGAGUCGAAGUUCUUGACCGACGAGGAGAAGGAGUGGGUACGAACACGCCUAUCUCAGGACGUUGGUGAAUCCGAGAUCGAGGAGAAGACAACAUGGCGAGACGCCUUGAAAGUCAUCGGCGACUACAAAGUCAUGGUUGGCGCGCUCAUGUACUUCGGGCUCAUCGUCCCUGGGUACGGCUACGCCUACUUCGCACCCACCAUCAUCAGCGGCUUCGGCUACACCACCAUCCGCACGCAGCUGCUCUCCGUCCCUCCCUGGGCCGGCGCGUUCGUCUUCGCCAUGUGCAUGGCCUUCGCGUCCGACAUCGUGCGCCACCGCGCAGCGUUCGCAUUCGCCGCGUGCGGGGUAUGCGUGAUCGGGUUCGCGGUGCUGCUCGCGCACCCGGCGAGCACGAACUCGCAGUACGGCGCGCUGUUCCUCGCGGCGGCGGGCGCGUACACGGCGAUGCCGCUCGUGGUGUGCUGGUUCAAUACGAAUUUGGCGGGGCACACAAGAAGAGGGGUGGGCAGCGCUUGGCAGGUUGCGUUCGGGAACAUUGGCGGCAUUGUCGCUAGCUUUGCCUUCCCCGACACCGACAAGCCGAGAUUCUUCAAGGGCUACGGUCUCUGCCUCGCAUUCUCCGCAUUCACGAUGAUCAUGAUCUGUGUAUACGUAUCCGUGCUCGCCUGGGAGAACAGGAGAAGAGCACGAUCAAAUGACGCCGACGACGAGAAGGCGAAGUUGAGGAAGGGGGACCUGGCUGUGGAUUACCGGUACAUGUACUAA
This is a messenger RNA of Schizophyllum commune H4-8, 1431 nucleotides long. RefSeq names its product MFS general substrate transporter. Gene Ontology annotation, molecular function: transmembrane transporter activity. Gene Ontology annotation, cellular component: plasma membrane. Gene Ontology annotation, biological process: transmembrane transport. The coding region runs from base 1 to 1431 and encodes 476 amino acids. The transcript has 6 exons. The record is from RefSeq and is a predicted model, not a curated record. NCBI's taxonomy places the organism in Eukaryota, Fungi, Basidiomycota, Agaricomycetes, Agaricales, Schizophyllaceae.